Fonsecaea nubica is the source of this 546-nucleotide messenger RNA. RefSeq lists its product as hypothetical. The transcript is spliced from 2 exons. The record is from RefSeq and is a predicted model, not a curated record. Bases 1 to 546 code for a protein of 181 amino acids. Lineage: Eukaryota; Fungi; Ascomycota; Eurotiomycetes; Chaetothyriales; Herpotrichiellaceae.
AUGUCUGAGUCUCCGGACCAGUCAGAUGGCGCCCACGGUGACCCCGAAGCUGCGAUGCGCGCGAUGAUGGGCUUCAGCUCGUUUUCUGAGCGCCGACCCAAACAUCAACCCCACACAUCUGCCACGAAUGCUCCAGCCGUGGAAAUACAGUCAGGAAAGAUAGCGCCUGGUGCACCAGGGUCAUCUGAUCUCUCGAGGUCUAGCCAUCUACAGGAGGUCGAGUUCGAGUCCGGGUCCUCAGAGACGCCUGGACAUGUGAAAAAUCCGUCGGUUCCAGAUCGGUCAACACCUCUUCCAGCACCACCACCACUACUACACCAACAACCACAGACAAACUACGCAUUCGUCUCUCCGGAAACGGGCAUCUCGUUCACGCCGGAAGAGCUGGAAGAGUUGUCCCGUGGCAAAAUCAACGCGCGAGGUGACAGAGUCUUCUUCAAGCCCGCCUUUGUGGCCGACGAUCCCUGGUUCCGACUUCGAAGGACGGGGAAGGGCGGAGACAACUCUGGCAGCAAUGUGGGGACGGGGAAGGGUGACGGUUCAUAG